This is a messenger RNA of Enterobius vermicularis (human pinworm), 207 nucleotides long. The record is from the annotation of a GenBank genome assembly. NCBI's taxonomy places the organism in Eukaryota, Metazoa, Nematoda, Chromadorea, Rhabditida, Oxyuridae.
AUGGUUAACAUGAAUAAACGUUCAACAUCUGAUUUUGGCGGAUUUCAGCGGCGAUUUGAAGAACAACGUCUACCACUACUGCCCCGAAUGAUGCAGACCCUCAGACGACAUUUCCAGCUCUUACUCGCAACUUACAAACGUGGACUCGGCCUCCCUCGGGACGUAGACGAAGAUCAAAAACGUCAGCUCCAGAUAGAUGAAAUCUGA